Molecule: messenger RNA, 3087 nt
Organism: Triplophysa rosa
Lineage: Eukaryota; Metazoa; Chordata; Actinopteri; Cypriniformes; Nemacheilidae
Exons: 2
Coding region: 1455-3032 (525 amino acids)
Source: RefSeq, a predicted model, not a curated record
ACUAGUAAUCUAGUACGUCUUUUUCUACAAUUCAUUUAACGACGUACAUUAUUUGUUGCUAAAAGGCGGGGGUGGCUGCUAGACUAAUUUUACAUGGAGGUAUAGGAUAUCUGUCCUCCCUUAUUCAAAUUAAUAUCACAAUAUUUCAAAGAAUGUGUAAUUAAGUAAAGUAAUCUGCACCGAAUUCAGUUUUUUAUGUGAAAUUUAAAUAUGGAUAAAUGCCAAAAUACAGAGCGGGAAAACGUGGUGUGGAACGUAACGCGCCUUCAUUAAUUUUCCUGUUCGUGUUCAGGUUCUUUGCGCCAAAACUAGUCAGUCUAAUCACCAUACAGGCAAAUCAGCGUUGACACGUGAGUAACGUACAGUAACAACUAGAUGGACAAAUGUAAUGUAAUUCAAUGUAAAACUGUGUAAAUGGUACGGCAGGAUUUUCAUAAACCUCCGGUGUCCGAGCUGGACGCUUAACGUGAACUGAAAAGUUAUUUAGCAGCUGAGCCGAGUCCGACGACAAAGAUGUAAGCGAUCGCUCCCAUUGCUAAAAAACUUUGAUCAUAGUACUUAUGAUAUUAUUCCGGUGUCAUUGACAUGAAUAAACAAAUUUGCGUUUAAAAACACCGUUAGAGUAGCUUUGUGUGCAAGUGAAACACGCUUUUGGCAAAUGGUAGCAUAACGUUACUGAAGUGGUUAAGUAAAACAGCUCGUGUGAUUUCACAUACUUCAUCUGCUUGUAUUUUCACAUAUAAGAUCAUAAAUCGUUUUAAUAACUCCAGGUUGGUAGUCCACGAUUUUUCUGUAUAAUUAAAUUUUGUGCCUCUUCAGACUCGUCUGUCUUCACAAAAAACACUGCGUGCACUCUAUGGACUGUUAUUUGUAACUGCAGUUGCGGCAUUACGCCACAAAGGAGGCGCUGUUUUGUUAUAAGCGCCGUGAGGCGAUGUGAAUUUGCAUUACAAGAGCUAUUAUUAGCUGUAUUUCACGGCUGUAAAUAUUUUAUCAAUUUUUCAAAGGUUCUUAAAACUAACGCGGGGUACAUCAUUGUAAUGUUUUACGCAGUGCAGUUGGUUGGUUAAAUCCGCGUUAUACUGUACACAGCGAGUUCACCAGGAACGCACAUUGUGAUCAGAACCACUAGCAAACGAAUGACUAAUUUGAACCCAUUUGUUUAAACAAUUGCAACUAUUUAGUCAGGAGAUCAGUGAAUCAUUAAAACUCAGUGAACCUCAAGAUAAUGCAGGACGUGAAUGAGCUAUUAUGGGCUGAGAAGUUAAUUGAAAAGUAUAAAAAUAUUAUAUUUUAAACACCACUUUUCUGUUUUUAAAACCUACAUGUGCGUGUUUGUACAAGAUCAGGAUGGCACCACCCUAGUCCAAACCAUUAUAGCCUAUCUGUCCUUUUUUAAGGGUUUAUCUUCAAUUUGCAAGAAACAGUCAGUGUGGGGCAUUUACCCUUAACCAAUGAAAUGGAGCUGCAAGUUUUGCUGUUACACGCCAACUAAUCAACGUAUACUCAUAAAGCACUACAAGUUGAAGCACUGCCAUCACGCAAGUAACUGUCCACUUCCCUGCAUAUUUAAGGACUGUGUGUGUUCAUUUAGAACUGAGUUUGGUCUAAGAAAACAUUUGACUAGGGACCAUAAACAAUCUGUCCGGCUCUGUGCUGCAGCGUUUACAUUGAAGUGUGAUCUUUGUGCUUUCUCAGAGAGCUGUGGCAUUACUCAAUAUUUCACACAUUUAAAGACUCAUCUCCGAAAUCGAGAGUGUGUGAGAUGUCCUUUUCAAAACUGCAGCUUUCAGUCUAGAGUAUAUAGUUCAUUUCAUGCUCAUAAGAGUAAAAAACAUCAGCAGUGUGGAGUAACAAAUCUUCGUACAGACAUUUAUCAAGCUUGCACUCCAGGUUUUCCAGACUUUGGAAAUACUGCUUUGGAAGAAGAUUCAACAAAUUUGGAUGAUCUUGAUAUCCCAGCAUCUCCAUUAUCUUUACUGUGUGAUGAAAAUGUCCAAGACUUGCUACAUCACAAACUAGCAUCAUUCUUUCUUCGGUUGCAAACAGUUCUUCAUGUUUCCAAAGCAGCGACCCAGGAAAUUGUAAAUGAACUUGCCAGCAUUUUCUCGGUUGCAGAAGAGUUUGCUCCAAAAAUAAUUGAAGAUGUUUUGAACAAGCACAAAUGUGCAGUAAGUGAUACAGUUAUCAGUGCCAUUAAAGAGAUAAUUGUGAAAGCGAAUCCAUUGAGUUCUCUGACAAAGAGUGGACAUUUUGGCACAGAAUAUAAAAGGACAAUUUUUUACAAGGAACACUUUAAGGUGGUUGAGCCUGUUGAAUAUGUUCUAGAUGUGUCGUCUUCAAGAAAGUUUGUUUAUAUUCCUAUUUUGCAAAUAUUGUCAGAGCUGUUAAACCGUAAUGAUGUUCUAGAUAAACUUUUGCAGACAGAAGACAGGGAAAUUUUUCCAGAUUGUGCCCAGUUUAAGUCAUACAAGGACGGCCUUUAUUGUAAAGAGAAUCAGUUGCUUUCUUCAGACAAUCUUAGUAUAGCUUUGGGAUUGUACAUAGAUGAUUUUGAAGUAUGUAAUACAUUAGGAACAUCUAGAAAAAAACAUAAGAUCUGUGCGGUUUAUUGGGUGCUUUUAAAUUUACCAAUUCAGUAUAGAUCAUCUGUGCAAUCAAUAUAUCUGGCUUGCCUUUCCUACAGCAGUGAUGUGAAAAAAUAUGGGUACAGUGCAAUUCUUGAGCCAUUGCUAAAAGACAUAGAAGUACUAGAAAAACAAGGAAUAUAUGUUCAAAAACUGGGAGACAAUAUUCAAGGUACUGUACUUUAUGUGUCUGCUGACAAUUUGGGUGCGCACUCACUUGGUGGUUUUCAGGAAAACUUCAAUGUGGAUAAAUUUUGUAGAUUUUGUUCAGAAUGUACAGUAUAUUUUUUAGUUUGUUUUUACAGAUUAAGAAUUGUUUGCAUUUCUACUAAGAGAAAAGUUUUGUAUUUCCAAAGUUGUGUAUGUAUUUGUUUUCUAGUUUUCAUGCAUGAAAUGAGUGAGUAACUGAAGUAGAUAUGUCAUUUUGUGUAUGUAACACUUUAAAUGUGACACUUUAUGU